This is a messenger RNA of Trichobilharzia regenti, 2013 nucleotides long. NCBI's taxonomy places the organism in Eukaryota, Metazoa, Platyhelminthes, Trematoda, Strigeidida, Schistosomatidae. The record is from the annotation of a GenBank genome assembly.
AAAUAACGGUAGAUAGACAGACAGGCGGACAGUAGCUCAUAAGUAUUAAUAGUCUGAAUGUGAUUAUAUUUUUCAUGAUAUUGACGAUACUACUUUAAUGUAUCAGUGAUUUGAAUUGCCAGUUAUUGCUGUUGUCGCUUAUUUGAGGACAAAAACUUUCACGUCUACUAAUUUAAUGUCUACAUCAGUCUAGAACACCUACUGAAUUUUCAGCUAACUUAAACCCUGAAAUUAUUACUCACUUCCCAAAUAAUGUCACUGGAUGAUAUAAUCGUAGAUCAUGAAUCAAAUCAAUGUCUUUUUGUAUGCGCUAAAUGUGGAGCAGAGUAUGUGACACGAGAUAUGCUGGCAAUGCAUAUGAUGGACAGUGCUCGAGCUGGAAUGUGUAUAGAGACAGACACAGUGAGUAGCAUACAAAAUAUAAAUAAUAAUAAUAAUAACAACUCGAAUCACAAAAUGUCUACCAAUGAGGAAUCAGUUAUAUCAGAGCAAUCAUCCACUGCACCGAAACUUAACCAGUCAUCGAAUAUGUUUGAAUAUUCACAACCACCAUAUGCAUCAUUACCGAAUUGGAUUGGUGAAAGAACCGAGCCAAUAUUCAAUAUGUUGUUCAACCAGCUGACUUUACCGCAUAUAUACUCUUUGCAGAAUGCUACACUGAAUGCUAAUACCAAUAACAAUAAUAAUAAUAACAUGCACAGUGCUAAUCUUAUGUCUUUGAAUCAUAAAAUAUUUUCAGCUUUAGAAGAAAGUCUUCCAUCAUCGUUUCGAGGAUUUCGAAAUGCUUCCUCGUCAUCAACAGCAUCAUCAUCAAUAACCGAUGUACAAAAAGACGAAGACGGCAUACAAUCUCUCCUAAUGAAUUCUAAAUAUCAAACAAAUAAUAAUUUAGGCCAAAAUGUAAAAAUGAAUUUUAUUCAUUCAUUGAAAGUGAAUAAAAAUGACAUGUUUACUAGUCUGGCGACAAAAGAUAAAAUACGUAUGUCCAGUGGGAAGUCGAACUCAAAUUUGAGUGAAUAUUAUAAAGGAAGAUUGAAACAGAUUUCUAGUGAAGUGAAUCAUAGUCAAAGAUGCACAUCACCAGCAAAUCCAUGGAUUAAAUCUUUCGGUAACCAAGGUAGUAGUAAUAGUAGUAGUAGCAGUAGUAGUUCAAUAACUUCAACUGGUGCGAUUUCAAAACCAUUCAACUCUCCAGCUGACACCAACAUUAAAUCAAAUAAUGGUAACACAAAAUGUACAGCUACACUUCAAAGUAAAUCACAGACAAUAGUAGACAGAUCAGCAAAUGAUCAAGAAGGCUUUAAAAUCACAUAUACAAAUACACAAAUGAAAGUCUGUGACGUUGCUAGAUCUUCAAGAUCUACGAAAUGUAAGGAUGCUAAGAAUUUGAAGGCGAUAAAAAGAAGUCGAUCGUUGCCAUCACCACGUACUCUGUUGAGUCAACAAAUGUGUUCUGAGUCGACACCUUCACGUGUGAAUGAAAAUAGUGUUGUAGAGAAGACUAAUGAUAUAAGCCCUUGUGAUGAAAUGCUGCAUAAGACUCGACGUGAUCGUAAAUGUUACAAGAGGUCAGGGUAUAAAAAUCUACGCAAACUGGUAAAUUAUAAUCGAUCAAAGUUUAAAAUGGCUCAAAAUUCGCAUAUCCUAUCUCAAAUAACAAAUUGUUAUAACCCGGAUAAAACAGAUGUACAUUCAGCAAACUGCAAUGAUGAAGAGGCUGUUGUAAUGGAUGUUCAACAUGACAGCAAACACGUGACUAGCUUAGAUGAUGGAAAUAAUCAAAAGAUAAAAGCAGCCAGAAAUUCUCAACUCACUUUUCCAUAUAUCUGUGAUUAUUGUCAGAUAGGAUUUGUUCAACAAGCUUUAUUCUGUUUACACAUGGGAAUGCAUUGUGUGAAUAACCCGUUGAAAUGUAAUAUGUGUGCACGUAACUGUUUAAAUGUUUAUGACUUUAUCAGUCAUACUCUACACUUUUGACUUUUGAAUGAAUUGUAAAGCCUCUAGCAUAUCAAA